Molecule: messenger RNA, 267 nt
Organism: Paraglomus brasilianum
Lineage: Eukaryota; Fungi; Glomeromycota; Glomeromycetes; Paraglomerales; Paraglomeraceae
Source: the annotation of a GenBank genome assembly
AUGACCCCAAUCAGAGAUGAGGAAGACUACCCAGAGAAUGUAGACGUACAAGAUAGUGAAUGUGUAAGCAAUGGGAUAGUAGACUAUUGCAAUUUAAACAAUAACGAAACUGAUGCACCUGAUCAUAUGCCAACGUCCCCAUUUUACGCACAAACCAUGAAGAAAUACGGAGACUUGCAUGAAAAUGUAUAUAAAAAUGUAGAGCGAAUGAGAGCAGUGAUAGAAUUGAUCGAAGGUCACUUCCAUGUAAAGUUUAGAAACUCUUGA